AUGACCAACAGGGUGAAUGUUUUGAUGGCCUGGACCUUCUUCGUCCCAUUCAGCGGACUCUUCAGGACCUGCCUGACUGGUUUCAGAUCUUUGUCCUGUAGAUCUUCAUGCUGUAGAUCUUCGUGCUGUAGAUCUUCGUGCUGUAGAUCUUUGUGCUGUAGAUCUUUAUCAUCCUACUGUAGAUCUUUGUGCAGUAGAUCUUCGUGCUGUAGAUCUUUGUGCUUUAGAUUUUCGUGCUGUAGAUCUUCGUGCUGUAGAUCUUUGUCCUGUAGAUUUUUAUCUUUGUGCUGUAGGUCUUUGUCCUGUAGAUCUUCGUGCUGUAGAUCUUCAUCCUGUAGAUCUUCAUGCUGUAGAUCUCGGUGCUGUAGAUCUUUGUCCUGUAGAUCUUUGUCCUGUAGAUCUUCGUGCUGUAGACCUUUGUCCUGUAGAUCUUUGUCCUGUAGAUCUUCGUGCAGUAGAUCUUCAUCCUGUAGAUCUUCGUGCUGUAGAUUUUUGUCCUGUAGAUCUUCGUGCUGUAGAUAUUUGUCCUGUAGAUCUUCAUGCUGUAGAUCUUUGUGCUGUAGAUCUUUAUCUUCAUGCUGUAGAUCUCGGUGCUGUAGAUCUUUGUCCUGUAGAUCUUUGUCCUGUAGAUCUUCGUGCAGUAGAUCUUCAUCCUGUAGAUCUUCGUGCUCUGUUCCAGCUCCAGUCAGCCGUCGUCCUCUGACCAGCUCAGGAACAUUUCAACCACCUGAGCAGGUUCAGGAACCCAGAGAUCUUCAGAACCAGGAGGAGGAACAUCUGAUGAAGAACCACAGGAGAACCGUUCCAGCCAUCAUCUAG
Molecule: messenger RNA, 819 nt
Organism: Acanthochromis polyacanthus (spiny chromis)
Lineage: Eukaryota; Metazoa; Chordata; Actinopteri; Pomacentridae
Product: keratin-associated protein 4-3-like
Exons: 7
Coding region: 1-819 (272 amino acids)
Cellular component (GO): keratin filament
Source: RefSeq, a predicted model, not a curated record